This is a messenger RNA of Mauremys mutica (yellowpond turtle), 708 nucleotides long. RefSeq names its product phospholipase A2 inhibitor and Ly6/PLAUR domain-containing protein-like. The transcript is spliced from 6 exons. Lineage: Eukaryota; Metazoa; Chordata; Testudines; Geoemydidae. Bases 1 to 708 code for a protein of 235 amino acids. The record is from RefSeq and is a predicted model, not a curated record.
AUGGUUUCCUUCAUCCUGUGCCUGCUCCCUGCUCUCCUAGCUACAACGAAUGCACAAGCUGCCCUGACAUGUAACACGUGCUUUGGCCUAACGGAGACCUGCAGUAUUGAUACAGGAACCUGCCAAGACAACAAAGCUACUGGUGGCUGCCUCUUCAUGGCGGAAGAUAUUAAAUUGGAUGGGACACAGCACACGUACUUCUACAAACAGUGUCUGAGUAGCUAUAAGAGUGACAUCAAAGUCCCCAUCUCCUUCACUGUUGGGAACGACAAGUAUGUGAGGAUCAACACCACACAAUGCAACACAGAUAACUGUAACGCGGCUGUACCUGGAGUGCCCAAGGGGAACACCACUGAGAACGGCCUGCAGUGCCCAACCUGCUUCGCUCUGAACUUCGCUUUCUGCAACAGCUCAGUCACCCAUUGUACCGGGGAUGAGACCUAUUGCAUUGAUUUCGUUGGGUUUCUAUACAAAGGUUCAUCUCCUUCGCCAUUCCAAGCAAAAGGCUGCACUACAGCGUCUCCUCAGGUCAUUAAACCUGGAAUCAACCUGACUUCUACACCCUACAUAUUCUCCUUUUUUUGGGGGCAAUCUGUUCUAGCAGAGAAAAUACCCACCAGUGGGGCCAGCCCGGCACUGGGGAAAUUCUCCUUCACCCUCUACCUGCCUGGCCUGACUGGGCUGCUGCUGGUGAAGCUGCUCGCCUGA